Molecule: messenger RNA, 7233 nt
Organism: Rhineura floridana
Lineage: Eukaryota; Metazoa; Chordata; Lepidosauria; Squamata; Rhineuridae
Gene: INTS1
Product: integrator complex subunit 1
Exons: 47
Coding region: 196-6768 (2190 amino acids)
Biological process (GO): U2 snRNA 3'-end processing
Cellular component (GO): integrator complex
Source: RefSeq, a predicted model, not a curated record
UUUCUUCCGGCUCGAAAGGGCAGCCUCCACACUUCCGGUUCCGUCUCCCAUACAUUUUGUUUAAAAACCCGGCUCUCGCCUCGGAGGGUUGGUUAAGAACGGGAGUUAUUUGCGCGGGGGGCGACGUUUGCCCCCCUCAAGGUGUCCUCGGAGCCCCGCCUCUUCUGCAUCUCCCCCUUCCCCCCCCACGGCAGGAUGAACCGCCCGAAGCCCGCGGCCGCGCGCCGCCCUAGCACCAUCGCCAAGCCCUCUGGUCACCCCCCUCCGGGAGAUUUCAUCGCCUUGGGAUUUAAAGGCCAGGCCAGUGAAUCGAAAGCGGCCGUCACGCUGCUCAAGCCGGCUUCGGCUGGAUUGCCCUCUGAGCGGAAACGAGAGGCUGCUGCUGGCACUUCUGGCCUUGCCAAGCGCCCUAAGCUGUCCUCAACACCCCCUCUCAGUGCUUUGGGGCGCUUGGCGGAGGCCGCUGUAGCCGAGAAACGAGCUAUUUCGCCUUCUAUUAAGGAGCCUUCGGUGGUCCCCAUUGAAGUGGCCCCAACCAUUCUGCUGGAUGAGAUUGAGGCCGCAGAAGCCGAAGGCAACGAUGACCGCAUUGAAGGGGUGCUGUGCGGGGCCGUGAAGCAGCUGAAAAUGAAUCGGGCCAAGCCUGACACCACCCUGUACUUGAGCCUGAUGUACCUGGCGAAAAUGAAGCCAAACAUAUUUGCCACGGAAGGAGUGAUUGAGGCGCUGUGCAGUCUCCUCCGCCGAGAUGCCUCCAUAAACUUCAAAGCCAAAGGGAACAGCCUGGUGUCUGUCUUGGCCUGCAACCUUCUCAUGGCGGCGUACGAGGAGGAUGAGAACUGGCCCGAGAUCUUUGUCAAGGUUUACAUUGAGGAUUCUUUGGGGGAGCGUAUCUGGGUGGACAGCCCUCAUUGCAAGGUCUUUGUGGAAAACAUUCAGACAGCGUUCAGCACCACGAUGCCACCCAAAAGUAUUUUGUUACAUGGGGAGGUUGGACGUGGCGGAGGGGACCUGAGCGCUGGGAACAGUCCACAUCCUUCUGUGCCUGAAGAGGAGGACAGCCAGAGUGAGCUGUUGAUUGCGGAGGACAAGAUGAGCCCAGAGGAGCAGGGCCAGCUGAUGCCCAGGUACGACGACCUUGCAGAGAGCGUGGAGGAAUAUGUCUUGGACAUGCUGCGAGACCAGCUCAACCGGCGCCAGCCCAUGGACAAUGUUUCCCGCAACCUCUUGCGCCUCCUGACUGCCACCUGUGGCUACAAGGAGAUCCGGCAGAUGGCUGUGCAGCGGCUAGAGAUGUGGCUGCAGAACCCCAAGCUCACUCGACCCGCCCAGGACUUGCUCAUGUCAGUCUGCAUGAACUGCAACAGCCACAGUGCUGAGGACAUCGAGGUGGUCUCCAACCUGAUCAAAAUCCGCCUGAAACCCAAAGUCCUCCUCAACCACUACAUGCUGUGCGUCAGGGAGCUCCUGAAUGCCCACCGGGAGAACUUGGGCACUGUGGUCAAAUCGAUGGUUUUCAAUGAGCUCUCCAAUGCUAGGAACCCCAACAACAUGCAGAUUCUCUAUACGGUCUUACAGCACAGCCCGGAGCUAGCCCCAAAGUUCCUGGCAAUGGUGUUCCAAGACCUGCUGACGAACAAAGACGACUACUUGCGGGCUUCGCGGGCCUUGUUGCGGGAGAUCAUCAAGCAGACGAAACACGAGAUCAACUUCCAGGCUUUCUGUCUAGGCCUCAUGCAGGAACGGAAAGAGUCUCAGUAUGCGGAGAUGGAGUUCAAGGACCGGUUUGUCAUCCACAUAACGGACCUGCUGGCUGUCUCCAUGAUGCUCAGCAUCACUGUCCAGGUGAAGGAAGCUGGCCUUGCAUGGGACAAAGGAGAGAAAAAGAACUUGGAGGUGCUGCGCGCCUUCCAGAACCAGAUUGCAGCGAUUCAGCGGGACGCUGUUUGGUGGCUGCACACGGUGGUUCCCUCUAUCACAAAGCUGGCUCCCAAAGACUACGUUCACUGCCUCCACAAAGUGCUAUUCACGGAGCAGCCAGAGACCUACUACAAAUGGGACAACUGGCCUCCCGAGAGCGACCGCAACUUCUACCUUCGCCUCUGCUCCGAAGUCCCGAUCCUUGAAGACACGCUCAUGCGCAUCCUCGUGAUUGGCCUGUCACGUGAUCUUCCUCUCGGCCCCGCUGAUGCCAUGGAGCUCGCUGACCAUCUGGUGAAACGGGCAGCAGCUGUACAGGCAGAUGAUCUGGAAGUCCUGAGAGUGGAGAGGAUCCAGCUGAUUGAUGCGGUCUUGAAUCUGUGCACUUACCACCACCCAGAGAACAUCCAGCUGCCCCCUGGGUACCAGCCUCCAAAUCUGGCCAUCUCUACUCUGUACUGGAAAGCUUGGCCUCUUUUGCUCGUCGUUGCUGCAUUCAACCCCGAAAACAUUGGUCUCGCUGCCUGGGAGGAGUACCCCACGCUAAAGAUGCUCAUGGAAAUGGUCAUGACUAACAACUACUCCUACCCGCCUUGCACUUUGACGGACGAAGAGACCCGCACGGAAAUGAUCAGCCGGGAGCUUCAGAUCUCGCAACGGGAGAAGCAAGAGAUCCUGGCUUUCGAGGGGCAUCUGGCGGCUGCGUCGACAAAGCAGACGAUCACAGAGAGCAGCAGCCUCUUGCUGUCUCAGCUCACCAGCCUGGAUCCCCAGGGCCCUCCCCGCCGGCCUCCUCAGCCUGUCCUGGAUCAGGUGAAAAGCCUCAAUCAGUCCCUUCGCUUGGGACACCUUCUCUGUCGCAGCAGACACCCCGAUUUCCUACUCAACAUUAUCCAGAGGCAGGCUUCUUCCCAAUCGAUGCCAUGGCUGGCAGACCUGGUUCAGUCUAGCGAGGGGUCCUUGGACGUCCUUCCAGUGCAGUGCCUUUGCGAAUUCCUCCUGCACGAUGCCGCUGAUGAAUCUGCCUCUGGUGAGGAGGAGGAAGAGGGAGAAAGUAAAGAGCAGCGUGCCAAGAAGCGGCAGAGGCAGCAGAAGCAGAGGCAGCUGCUUGGGCGUCUUCAGGACCUGCUCUUAGGACCCAAGGCUGACGAACAGACCACGUGCGAAGUCCUCGACUAUUUCCUGAGGCGCCUCAGCUCCUCGCAGGUGGCCUCGCGGGUCCUGGCCAUGAAGGGCCUGUCCCUGGUGCUUUCAGAAGGGGAACUCCAUGACAGAGAGAAGGACCAUCCUAUGGAGGAAGACUCGGGUGACUCGGAGCUCCUUCAGGGCUACCAGUGGCUGCUGCGGGACCUCCCCAAACUGCCGUUGUUUGACAGUGUUAGAGUGACCACGGCUGUUGCUUUGCAGCAGGCCAUCCACAUGGAGACCGAUCCUCAGACCAUCAGUGCUUACUUGGUGUACCUUUCCCAGCAUGCUCCAGUAGAGGAACAGGGACAGCACAAUGACCUUGCUCUGGACGUGGCCAGGCUGAUCGUGGAACGCUCUACCAUUAUGUCUCACCUCUUCUCGAAGCUCUCUUACUGUUCAGAGUCUGACGCUGUGCUGGUGGCUCUGCUGUCCGUCUUCUCACGCUACGUCAAGCGCAUGCGGCAGAGCAAAGAAGGAGAGGAGGUCUACAGCUGGUCAGAGUCCCAAGAUCAGGUAUUCCUCCGUUGGACCAGUGGAGAAACAGCAACAAUGCACAUACUGGUUGUCCAUGCCAUGGUGAUUCUGCUGACUCUCGGACCUCCUCAAGGACAAUUCUCCAAAGCUGGCGGCGUGGACUUCUACACCCUGCUGGACAUCUGGUUCCCCGAGAAGAAGCCCCUUCCCACAGCUUUCCUGGUGGACACCUCAGAGGAGGCCCUUCUCCUCCCUGAUUGGCUGAAGCUACGCAUGAUCCGUUCAGAGGUGCCUCGGUUGGUGGACGCAGCUCUGCAGGACCUUGAACCCCAACAACUGCUCCUCUUUGUUCAGUCCUUUGGCAUCCCCGUCUCCAGCAUGAGCAAACUUCUGCAGUACCUGGACCAGGCCGUGGCCCACGACCCUCAGACGCUGGAGCAGAACAUCAUGGACAAGAAUUACAUGGCCCACCUUGUGGAGGUCCAGCACGAGAGGGGAGCUACUGGCGGGCAGACCUUCCACUCGCUCCUCACUACCUCUCUGCCAUCUCGCCGAGACAGUGAUGAUGCUCCACGGUCCAAAACAAGCCUCGAGACUCCACAGGGACAGGGCAGGAUCCGCUCUUUGACCCAAAUCCGAGUUCUUGGUCCAGAGGAUGAUUUGGCAGGUAUCCUCCUUCAGCUGUUCCCGCUGACUCCGGACCCCCGCUGGCAGAACUCGAACCCACGGCCUCUCGCCCUGGCUCUGCAACAGGCGCUGGGGCAGGAGCUGGCCCGGCUGCACCAGGGAAACGCCCCCACGACGGGGACCACGGCACAGCUGCUUCAGGCGGUGGUGGCGCUGCUGAACUCUCCCCAUGGGGGGGCGCUGGUGAUGGCGAUGCACCGGAACCAUGUUGUGUCUUGCCCACUCAUGCGCCUGCUGUGCCAGUAUCAGCGCUCCGUUCCGCAGGACACGACCUUCUCCUCGCUGUUUUUCAAAGUCCUCAUGCAGAUGUUGCAGUGGCUGGAGAAUCCAGCUGUGGAAGAAGGGCCUCUCCGGACUCAGCUCAAAUCCUUUGCUGUUCAGUAUUCAUCCAGACAUCGGAUAAAUGACGUUCGAGGUGGAUUCUUGCACCUAGCAGACGCUCUGGCCUUCCGCCGUGACACUGACAUGAUUGGCUCUACAGUUUGUGCCAUUAUAGCCUCCUUGAAGUCUGGAGAGAAGUAUAACGUGGAGCCCGAGCUUGUCAGCAAAGUCCUUCAAGGCCUGACAGAGAUGCACUCGCCUUACCUUGAGGAGCUCCUGGCUGCCCUUUUCUCUGCCACCAUGGAGAUGUCGUCCUGCUUUCCCGCCACAGGGCCCGUUUCCGUGGUGAGCUCGUUGCUGCUCCAGGACAAAGGCGACACCCCUGUCAAGAAGGACGCUGAGAGCUGCAGCGCAGAAACUGCCCAGCUGGGGCCUUCCUCUGGCCUGUUCAUUGACUGGCUGGAGAUGUUGGACCCCGAGGUGAUCAGCAGUUGCCCAGAUCUCCAGCAAAGACUGCUCUUCUCCUGGAACAAGGACAAAGGCCCUUCUGAGGCAGAGCUGCCCUCUUUCCGCCCAUACCUUUUGGCUCUCCUGACUCACCAGUCCAGCUGGACCACUCUGCACCAUUGCAUCAAGAUCCUGCUUUGCAAAAAGCGAGAGCACCAAUUUGACCCGACGGCAUCCUUGGAUUUCCUGUGGGCCUGCAUUCAUAUCCCUCGGAUUUGGCAAGGAAGAGAUCAGAGGACACCUCAGAAACGGCGGGAGGAGUUUGUGCUUCGGCUCAAGGCCUCUGAACUGAUCAGCUUGGUAGAGCUGAUCCUGGCUGAGUCAGAGACCGGAGGCCAGUGCUCGGAAGAGGCCUCCUGCUUGGUCACCCAGUCGCGGCUCCCGCUCUUGCACAGCUGCUGCCACGGAGACGUGGAAAGCAUUAAGAAAGUCGCCGAAUACCUGACAUCCUGCAUUCAGCAGUGGGGGAGCAGCUCAAUGGGAACACGUUGCCAAGACCUUCUCCUGCAAAUCUACCUCCAGCUGCCUGAGCUUAUGGUGCCAGUGCCGGCAACCCUGCUGUCCACCGAAGGGGCCACUGACAGCAGCACCUGCAAACUCGAUGCCCUGAUCCACCGCUUCAUCACCCUCCUUGCGGACUCCAGUGAUUCGAAGAUGAGCGAGAGCCGCCUGUGGGACGCCAACAUGGCAUGUCGGAAGUUGGCCGUGGCGCACCCCAUCCUUCUCCUCAGGCACUUGCCGAUGAUCGCAGCCCUGCUGCAUGGGCGGGUCCACCUCAACUUCCAGGAGUUCCGCCAGCAGAACCAUCUCACCUUCUUCAUCCACGUGUUGGGGAUCCUGGAGCUUCUCCAGCCACAGGUCUUCCAGAGCGAGCACCAGGGGGCGCUGUGGGACUGUCUCCUCUCCUUCAUUCGCUUGCUUCUGAGCUACCGGAAGUCUUCUCGCCACUUGGCCACCUUCAUCUCAAAGUUCGUGCAGUUCAUUCACAAGUACAUCACCUCCAACGCUCCGGCGGCCGUCUCCUUCCUGCAGAAGCACUCGGACCCCCUCCAUGACCUUUCGUCGGACAACAAUGACCUGGCAAUGCUGAAGUCUCUCUUGGCUGGCCUGAGCUUGCCCAGCAAGAACGGCACAUUGGACCAAAGUGCUGACGAUGAAAAGGACGAUGAAGCCGGAGGCGCAGGUUCCUUGCCUCUUGUCAGCAUCUCCCUCUUCACUCCGCUCACUCCAGCUGAAAUGGCUCCAUACAUGAAGAGACUGUCCAGGGGUCAGACUGUGGAGGAUAUCCUGGAGGUGCUGACUGAUAUCGACGAGAUGUCCAGACGAAGACCAGAAAUCCUUUCCUUCUUUUCCACUCACUUGCAGAGACGGAUGAGCUCUCCCGAGGAAACUUGCCGGAACCUGGCCUUCUCCCUCGCCCUGCGCUCGAUAGAGAACAACCCCAGCAUUGCAGCUGAUUUCCUCCCUACAUUCAUGUACUGCCUGGGGAGCCGGGAUUUUGAGAUCGUUCAAACAGCCCUGAGAAACCUGCCCGAAUACACCCUCCUUUGUCAAGAGCAUGCAGCCGUGUUGUUGCAGAGGGCCUUCCUGGUCGGGAUGUAUGGACAAGUGGAUACCAGCUCCCAGAUUUCAGAAGCCUUGAAGAUUUUGCAUAUGGAAGCCAUGAUAUGAACAGUGCUGCCUGAUGGCUCAGAACUCCAAGAGGACAGAGGGGCCUUGUUUGACUCUGCUAGCUGGGAACCCUAGGGGAAUACAAGUUCUGCGUUCUGGGGAAGAGAAGGCCUUGAUACUUAUGCCAGACAUCUACAGAAGAAAAAAGGUGGUCACUCUGACUUAAAGGAUGCUGGUGUUUGUCCCACUCUAGACGUCAAUUAAGCAGAAAGGAAAAUGUUUUAAAGUCCUGAUGACAGGCCAUUUCCCAAGUUCAGCCAGGUGUGAGCCAUUGCGGAAAGCGCCCCUUUCUUCUGGGGUGGCCGAAAGAAGGCUCCUGUGUCUUCAGACUUUUCCUGGCGUGUGCUUUUGCCAGAUCACCUCCCCACCCCAGACAUUAAAAUGUGUACAGUCUUUUCCACAACAAUAAUCUGAUGUUUGUUACUUAAAAAAAAUUAAAAUAUUUUAUUUGUUGUACUGCCUUUA